AUGAGUGACUUAUUCAACCUCCAAGUUCAACAGGCCCGUCUCUCCCGCCGUAACGGCCCCGAUCCUGGCUCCGCUCCGGCUCCCACUUUACCGGAGCUUUCCGCCAUUCAAGCCGCUGAAGCUAAGCUACCUCGUCCGGAUUCGGAGAACUAUCUCCAAGGUGUUCCACAAGAAGACGUUGUGCGACAUAUCACCCAGGACAUCGUUCCUGCUUGUAACGGUCAAGGCAGCUCUUCUCGAUACUAUGGCUUUGUCACAGGCGGUACCCUACCCAUCGCUGAAUGGGCAGACAAUGUAGUUACCCGCUUGGAUCAGAACGUCCAGGUUCAUCUGCCGACGCAGACGAUCGCUACGGCACUGGAAGAUUCGGCGCUGGAGAUGCUUGUUUCGCUGCUGAAACUAGGUGAUUGGAAGGGUCGAACUUUUACGACUGGAGCUACGAGCAGUAAUGUCCUAGGACUUGCCUGCGGUAGAGAAGCCAUCUUGGAAAAGCGAGGACAAAGUGUCGGUGAGGUUGGCUUGCUGGCAGCAUGUCUUGCAGCUGGUGUCAAGGAACUCCAGAUUCUCACGAGUGCAGGCCAUAGUUCCUUGUCCAAGGCCGCCAGCGUUGUUGGCUUCGGCCGAGGAUCUGUGAAGGAGCUGAGACUCAGCGACGCUGAGCCAUGGAGACUGGACCUCGAGGCUUUGGAGAGGGAGCUCCAGAAGAGUGACACAGCGAGUGUGAUUGCUUUGAGUGCUGGUGAAGUUAACACUGGUCGUUACGGCCUGACUGGCAUCGAAGAGAUGCGCAAAGUGAGAGAGUUGGCAGACAAGUAUGGAGCUUGGAUUCACGUCGACGGAGCUUUUGGCAUCUUUGCUCGUGUUCUCCCUGAAGAGGACGAUUACAAGACUCUCCACAAGCGUAUGGGGGGUAUUGAGUUGGCUGAUAGUAUCACUGUUGAUGGACAUAAGCUUCUCAAUGUGCCUUAUGACUGUGGCAUGUUCUUUACUCGAUCACCCGCCAUCCUUCAGUCCGUCUUCACUAAUCCCAACGCCGCAUACCUAUCAGGCGGCGCAUCCACCAUUCCCUCGCCUCUUAACAUCGGACUCGAAAACUCACGUCGGUUCCGCGCUCUGCCAGCAUAUUCCGUCCUUCUCGGUGAAGGUCGCCCCGGACUUGCAAAACUCUAUGUUAACAUGACCACUUUGUCCCGUCAAGUUGCCGCUUUCCUGCGAGACUCAGAGCACUAUGAUCUUCUCCCUGAUGAUGGCGCUGAUCUCGAUGAAGUUUUUAUGAUUGUUUUGUUCCGCGCCAAGGAUCCUAAGCUGAAUGAGGUUUUGGUGCAGAAGAUUAACGAGACGAGACAGAUGUAUGUGAGUGGAACGAGUUGGAAGGGCGAGAAGGCUGUGCGUGUGGCUAUAUCGAACUGGAUGGUUGAUGUGGAUAGAGACUUCAAGGUCAUCACUUCUAUCUUGACUCAUGUGGCUCAGGGGAAGGAGUUCAAUAUUGAGGAAUGUUGA
Fusarium coffeatum is the source of this 1500-nucleotide messenger RNA. RefSeq lists its product as uncharacterized. The transcript has 3 exons. Gene Ontology annotation, molecular function: pyridoxal phosphate binding; carboxy-lyase activity. Gene Ontology annotation, biological process: carboxylic acid metabolic process. The record is from RefSeq and is a predicted model, not a curated record. The coding region runs from base 1 to 1500 and encodes 499 amino acids. Lineage: Eukaryota; Fungi; Ascomycota; Sordariomycetes; Hypocreales; Nectriaceae.